Messenger RNA from Echinops telfairi (small Madagascar hedgehog), 5091 nucleotides. It is a transcript of the gene EPHB6, whose product is annotated as EPH receptor B6. The record is from RefSeq and is a predicted model, not a curated record. Lineage: Eukaryota; Metazoa; Chordata; Mammalia; Afrosoricida; Tenrecidae. The transcript has 17 exons. The coding region runs from base 345 to 3347 and encodes 1000 amino acids. Gene Ontology annotation, cellular component: neuron projection; plasma membrane. Gene Ontology annotation, molecular function: protein binding; ATP binding; transmembrane-ephrin receptor activity. Gene Ontology annotation, biological process: axon guidance; protein phosphorylation; central nervous system projection neuron axonogenesis.
ACCCCAUCUCAGGCGCCUGCUGAGUUCACCUGCCCCCCGCCCCUCUUCUCUCGGAUCUGGGACACCGGCUGCGCACCCACUAGCCUGACCGGCACCCCCGGACAGCGCCCCCCACCCCAGCCAACCAGCUAGGUUCUCCGUCUCUGAGAGAGGGGUCUCGAGCCUGAAGUCCCAACGAGGACCCAGAUCCAGGCCUGCACAGAGCCCCCGCGCGCGGGGCGCCCCGACUGCGGCCCCCAGACCUCUGGAGGCCAGUGUGGGCUUCCCCCAGCUUGGCAGAAGCAGCAACCCCACCUGGGAGCAGGUGGUGGGUGGGAUGAUGGUGGGAGCCCUGAAGAUGCCCCAUGGCUACUGAGGGCGCUGCGGGCAUGGUGUGCUAUUUCUGGGUCCUGGCCCUGGUAUCCUCGGCUGUGGCCUUAGAAGAGGUGCUGCUGGACACCACUGGGGAGACCUCCGAGAUUGGCUGGCUCACCUACCCACCGGGUGGGUGGGACGAGGUGAGUGUCCUGGACGACCAGCGGCGCCUGACCCGCACCUUCGAGGCCUGCCACGUGGCGCGGUCCGCCGGCUCCGUGCAGGACAACUGGCUGCAGACCCACUACGUGCAGCGGCGUGGUGCGCACCGGGCUCACAUCCGCCUGCACUUCUCUGUGCGCGCCUGUGCCAGCCUGGCGGUGGGUGGCGGCGCCUGCCGGGAGACCUUCACCCUCUACUACCGCCAGGCUGACGGCCCCGACAGCCCCGACACCGCCGCAUCCUGGCACCGCCAACACUGGACCAAAGUGGACACGAUCGCAGCUGAUGAGAGCUUCCCUGCGGCCGCCGCCUCCCAGACUGGGGCCGAGGGGCCACGCGCGGGUGUGCAUCUCAACGUCAAGGAACGGAGCUUCGGGCCGCUCACGCGCCCUGGCUUCUACGUGGCCUUUCAGGACACCGGAGCUUGCCUGGCCUUGGUGGCCAUCCGGCUCUUCUCCUAUGCCUGCCCUGCCACCCUCCGCUCGCUUGCCUCCUUUCCUGAGACUCAGGCCAGUGGGGCGGGGGGCGCCUCCUUGGUGGCGGUGGAGGGCAUAUGUGUGGCUCAUGCAGAACCUGAAGAGGAUGGAGUAGGGGGCCAGACAGCGGGCAGCCCCCCCAGGCUGCAUUGCAAUGGAGAGGGCAAGUGGAUGGUGGCUGUGGGUGGCUGCCGCUGCCAGCAAGGGCACCAGCCAGCCAGUGGGGACAAGGCCUGCCAAGCUUGCCCCCCUGGAUCCUAUAAGGCCUCAGCUGGAACUGGACCCUGCUCUCGGUGCCCCGCCCACAGCCACGCGCUGGAUCCCGCCGCCCCGGUGUGUCCCUGCCUUCCUGGCUUCUACAGAGCUAGCGCAGACUCCCCAGGUGCUCCCUGCACCGGUCCCCCUUCAGCACCCCGAGAGCUCUGGUUCGAGGUGCAGGGCGCGGCGCUGAUGUUGCACUGGCGCCUGCCGCGGGAACUGGGCGGCCGCGGAGACUUGCUCUUCAACGUUGUGUGCAAGGAGUGCCCAGGCGCCCGGGAGCCUGGCGGGGGCGCCUGUCGACGCUGCAGGGACGAGGUAUACUUCGACCCCCGCCAGAGGGGCCUGACCGAGAGCCGUGUGCUGGUGGGAGGCCUCCGUGCGCAUGUACCCUACGUCUUGGAGGUCCAGGCGGUCAAUGGCGUGUCGGAGCUCAGCCCAGAUCCUCCACCUGCUGCGGCCAUCAACGUCAGCACCAGCCACGAAGUCCCCUCUGCAGUCCCCGUGGUGCACCAGGUCAGCCGUGCGUCCGACAGCAUCACAGUGUCCUGGCCGCAGCCUGAGCAAGCCAACGGGGACAUCCUGGACUACCAGCUGCGCUACUACGACCAGGCUGAAGACGAGUCCCGCUCCUUCACCCUGACCAGUGAGACCAACACGGCCACUGUGACCCAGCUGAGCCCCGGCCACAUCUAUGGGUUCCAGGUGCGCGCCCGCACUAUUGCGGGCCACGGCCCCUAUGGUGGCAAGGCCUACUUCCAGACACUGCCUCUCGGAGAACUGUCCACCCAGCUCCCCGAGAGGCUGUCUCUGGUGGUGGGCUCCAUCUUGGGGGCCUUGGCCUUCCUCCUGCUGGGGGCCAUCACUGUGCUGGUUCUCGUCUUCCGGAGGAAGCGGCAUGGAACAGGCUACACGGAGCGCCUGCAGCAGCCCAGUAGCCCAGGGCUCGGGGUGAAGUAUUACAUUGACCCCUCUGCCUAUGAGGACCCCUGCCAGGCUGUCCGGGAGCUUGCCCGCGAGGUGGACCCUGUGUACAUCAAGGUGGAGGACGUCAUUGGGGCAGGCUCCUUUGGAGAGGUUCGCCGGGGCCGGCUGCAGCCCCGAGGCCGGAGGGAGCAGCCCGUGGCCAUCCAGGCGCUGUGGGCCGGGGGUCCUGAGAGCCUGCAGAGGGCCUUUCUGGGCCGGGCAGCGGUGCUGGGCCAGUUCCAGCAUCCCAACAUCUUGCGGCUGGAGGGCGUGGUCACCCGGAGCCUGCCGCUCAUGGUGCUGACGGAGCUCAUGGAGCUGGGGCCCUUGGACAGCUUCCNCCAGCAACGAGAAGGCCAGUUCAGCAGCCUGCAGCUGGUGGCCAUGCAGAGGGGCGUGGCGGCGGCCCUGCAGCACCUGGCCAGCUUCGGCUUCGUCCAUCGAGCCCUGUCUGCUCGCAGCGUGCUGGUCAACAGCCACCUGGUGUGCAAGGUUGCCCACCUUGGACACUCACCACAGGGUCUGGGCUGCAUGCUCCGUUGGGCAGCUCCCGAGGUCAUCACGCACGCAAAGCACACCACGUCCAGUGAUGUCUGGAGCUUUGGGGUUGUGAUGUGGGAGGUGAUGAGCUACGGAGAACGGCCUUACUGGGACAUGAGUGACCAGGAGGUGCUAAGGGCCAUAGAGCAGGAGUUCCGGCUGCCCCCACCCCCAGGCUGUCCUCCUGGGCUGCAUCUGCUGAUGCUUGACACGUGGCAGAAGGACCGUGCCCAGCGUCCCCACUUUGACCAGCUGGUGGCAGCCCUGGACAAGAUGAUCCGAAAGCCAGACACGCUGCAGGCUAGUGGAGGCCCCCAGGACAGACCUUCCCAGGCCCUUCUGGACCCUGUGGCUCUGGACUUCCUGUCCCUGGACUCCCCACAGGCCUGGCUCUCGGCCAUCGGGCUCGAAUGCUACCAGGACAACUUCGCCAGGCAGGGCCUCUGCUCUUUCCGGGAUGUGGCCCAGCUCAGCCUUGAGGACCUGCCCGCCCUCGGUGUUACCCUGGCUGGCCACCAGAAGAAACUCCUGCACAACGUCCAGCUCCUGCAGCAGCACUUGCGGCCGCCCCCGGGCACGGUAGAAGUCUGAGGCCCAGGACACAUGCCCAGCCUCCACAGCCCUUAGCAGGGACCAGAGACGGCCAGCUAGGUCCAGGUCGUGGCCUGGGAGGAUGUAGCCUGCCUUGUGGACACUGUCCCCCUGACACCCUCACACACACACACACACACACACACACACAUUAAGGCAAAAGAAGGGAUUUCACAAGUUGGCUGCAUGGUGCUCUUAGUCGGCAAGGGUGGCGAGGGGGGUCUUCAAGGAAGUGCCGAGCAUGGGCAGUAGAGUCACAGUGGGCAUAGGAUGUAGAGGAGCUCAGGGCCAGACAAGAACAGGAGUGACUUUAUUGGAAGGUGGGGUGAGUGGCCCCCACUGCCUGGAACAGCACCUGUCUUCCUCAGACCCAAGUCCACAGACCAGUGCCCUGCGGUCUGCAGCACCACGGGAGGGCUGUGCCUCCCACUUACCAUGCAGGGUGGGGGCUGGACUCGACUGGCAGCUGCCCCUAAAGUGCUUGGCUGACAGUGCAGUGGUCCCUUGGAAGGGGCUGGCAGCACACUGAUGCCUUCGGUUGCCCAGCUGUGUGGGUGCGUCCAGAGCCCCAAAGUGGUCCUCUGUGCCCCGAGCAGAGCUCCUGCUGGCCUGGCUCGUAGGGUCUCUGAGUCCCACUCGGGAUCUCCACCUAGGCCCUUCACCCAGCCCUGACAGGCUGUGCUCUGGUGUCCACCGCUCCUGGAGGCGGCCGGUGCUCAGAUCUGGAAUUCCCAGCGGUCGCCGUCCUCCUGCAGGGCCCUGUUGAUCUCGCCCCGCAGUUCCCGGCGCCAGCCCCCCUGCCGCAGCCUCUCCCAGUUGGUGCUGCUACGGGAAGUGCUCCGAGACACGGACGGUGUGGGCAGGGGCAGGGGCAGGUGCUGGCUGGGGGUGCAGUACAGGUGCAGCUUCUGCGCAGAGGGGUCCUCCAAGCUGUCCGAGCCCAGGCUCUGGAAGGCUUGCGCGUAGCGCUGUGCGCGCUGCCGAUUAAGGUCCUGCCUUUCUUCCACCCUGCAGAGGACCAGGCCUGAGAGCUCGUCCGCCUGCAGGGGCCACCUGCCCAUCCCCUUCCUGCCCUCUGGUCAUCAUGCCAGUGGGUGCUGAACUCCUCCCGCACCCCUAGCCUUCCCCUUAGCAGCAGCUCAGCUCCCAGCGUAGGGUGGGCACAGACAACCCUCCCAGGGCCCCCCGUGCUGACACCCCAACCCGCAUGCCACUCACCGCAGGUACCAGUGGUCCCCCAAACCAUACUCUCGGCCACAGAUGCCUGCACGAGGCCACAGGCAGCGAGGCAGCUUGCGCUCCAACAUCACAGUGGUGUCCACGACCUGGGCGGGGCCAGAGGGCAGUCAGGGGAUGGGGCCCAGCCAACAAGCUGAGGAAGUGGGUGGGGGAGAAGAGGAGCCUCUAAUCCACCUGCCCUCGUCGGGUCGUGGCCCGUGACUCUCAUAGGGCAAGGAAGUGAAUAAUGGUUUCCGAGGAAAAUGGACAAGUGUGAACCUCUGACCAAGGAUGCUUGGGACAUUCUAGGGUCUUUGGACCUGGCAAACCUAGCAGCCGCUUAGACAAGUCAAAUCCUACAGACUUGGCUCUCAGGGCGGGGCUUUUCAUCCCUCGCCUGCAUUCAGCCUGUUUCUUACGCCGCUUUCUUUCUCCCAGCACUUCCCAGGGGUCUCUGAGGGGGUCCAACGACCCGUUUUAUUUUGCUGGACUGACUUUUGCUGUGAUAAAUCACUUUCUAAGAAUA